Molecule: messenger RNA, 891 nt
Organism: Komagataella phaffii GS115
Lineage: Eukaryota; Fungi; Ascomycota; Pichiomycetes; Pichiales; Pichiaceae
Exons: 1
Coding region: 1-891 (296 amino acids)
Source: RefSeq, a predicted model, not a curated record
AUGGCUUCCAGCAAGGACACGCAAACUGGCCAAGUCCUCGUAAACGAGGACACUUCUAUUGAUGCUCCUGAUGGCAGAGUAACCACUGGAUCCGAAAAUAGUGACUACAAUGAAUCCGAAGAUUAUGAUUACGAUCCCACAGCUAAGAACGAUCAAGACAAUGAUAAUGAUAACGGUGAUUCGGACGAUGACCAAGACUUUCAACAAGAGUCCAAUUUCGAUAAGCUAGGUUUAUCUGCAGGCGGUCUUAUCAAGACACGAAGGCAAAGAGAAGCCGAAAAACACGAAAAACAAGAGAAAAGAGCCGUCCGUGCUCUUACUCCAUCUGUUGAUAUAGACUCGGUAUGGGAACAAUUGAGAAAGGACAGUAAAAACACAAAAAAAAAGCAAUCGCCACUCAGUACUGCUGAUGAUGACAAGGCUGAUGAUUCCAGCUCUAACAGCCCUGAUGAGAUGAUUACAAUUGAAACAUCGUACGAGUUUGCAGGAAAGACGAUUUUUCAGACCAAGAAAGUUCAUGUCAACUCGGCAGAGGCAAAAGCAUACUUGAACUCUGUAAAGCUCAAAAAUGUCCCUUCAAAGCCAAUUCACAGAUCGCAUUACAAUCCAUCGCAAAUACUAUCCGAUGGCAAAGUAGUUAAAAGAAUGAUUAGGAGGAAACGACCUUCUCUGAUAGACAAGAUCAUCAGUGACCCUACUGCCUCCAAGCUUUCCACUUUAGAAAAAUCAAGAUUGGAUUGGGCCCGCUACGUCGAUAAGCAUGGUAUUGAUGCUCAGCUUAAAACCCACAAUAAGGGUGGCUACUUGGAAAAACAAGACUUCCUUGCAAGAGUUGAUCAAAAUAAGGAUAAGAAUUACAGAGAAGCCAAAACGGCAAGUGCAAAAGAUUAA